AAAAGUUGUUACUCUCGCGGUCAUAAAAUAUAUAUACACGAAAGAAAUAUAAGAGGAGCCAGUACAAUUGAUGUCGUGUAGAAAAGCGGAUAAUCUGUCGUAUAAAUCAUUCAAUUAACUGGUGACCUUACAUAUAACUGCACCAUCGAAAAAACGAGCUAGUUAUACGUGCGCUUAUGCAUUUGCAAAAAAUGGAUUUUGUACCAACUGAGCAUCAGCACACCAGGCUGAAUCCAUUGACUGGACAAUGGGUUCUUGUCUGUCCACACCGGAUGCAAAGGCCCUGGUCCGGACAGGAGGAAACACCGCAAAAGAAUGACUUACCGGAAUUUGAUCCAUCGAAUCCACUGUGUCCUGGAGUUGUGCGAAGUAAUGGAGAAAGAAAUCCUAAAUAUCAAUCAACAUUUGUGUUCACCAACGAUUUUCCUGCUCUACUGGAAAAUGUUCCAGCACCACCAUUGAGUGAUGAUCCAUUGUUCCAAGCACGAGAAGCUCGUGGAACAUGUAGAGUAAUGUGCUUCCAUCCAAAAUCCAACAAAACUUUACCGAUUAUGUCACCGAAGGAGAUCAGAACGGUCAUCGAUGAAUGGAUUCAUCAAUUCAAGGACUUGAUGGUAAAGUACACGUGGGUGCAAAUAUUCGAAAAUAAAGGGGCUGCGAUGGGCUGUUCAAAUCCACAUCCUCAUUGUCAAAUUUGGGCCUGUUCGUACAUGCCAACUGAACCCGCAACCAAAGACAAACACCUACGCGAAUAUUAUGCAAAGCACGGAACUGCACUGUUGGACGAUUACGUAGCCAAAGAAUUGCUGAAGAAAGAGCGCAUUGUUAUCGAGAAUCCGGAUUGGCUGGUGGUCGUACCGUACUGGGCUGCCUGGCCGUUCGAAACGAUGCUCGUAUCGAGAAACAAAGUAAAACGGAUCUGUGACUUGACGCAACAGGAAAUUAACAAUUUAGCUGUUGUGGUGAAAGAACUUACCACCAAAUAUGACAAUUUGUUCAAGUGCUCGUUUCCAUACUCGAUGGGAUGGCAUGGUGCACCGACAGGUAAUUUAAUCGAUCAGGACGUAAAUCCGUGGACACUUCAUGCGACUUACUAUCCGCCACUGUUGCGAUCAGCAACGGUUCGUAAAUUUUUUGUCGGAUUUGAGUUGAUGUGCCAAACGCAAAGAGAUCUUACUGCCGAACAGGCUGCUGAUCGCUUGAGACAAAUGGAUGGCCGGACACAUUAUUCAGUUGAGUGAUUAUCUUGGUGAUUCGGUUCGACUGAUGAAAAGUUUCAUUCCUUGUUUUGUAUUCAUUUGUCUUAACUGUCAUUCCUUUUUUAAACGACGAUUCGGGCUAUGUUACGUGUUAUAGCAAUAAAUUUCAGAAUUUUUAGAUCUU
Molecule: messenger RNA, 1383 nt
Organism: Bradysia coprophila
Lineage: Eukaryota; Metazoa; Arthropoda; Insecta; Diptera; Sciaridae
Gene: Galt
Product: Galactose-1-phosphate uridylyltransferase
Biological process (GO): beta-D-galactose catabolic process via UDP-galactose, Leloir pathway
Cellular component (GO): cytoplasm
Molecular function (GO): zinc ion binding; UDP-glucose:hexose-1-phosphate uridylyltransferase activity
Source: RefSeq, a predicted model, not a curated record